AUGAAUGAAGGCCGGCGCUGGCGAAUGAAUGGGCUCCGAGGUGGGUGGGGAGCCGCCUUCGGCGGAGCGCACGGGCUGGGGGCGGCGGGCGCGCACCGCCUGGCUGCGCUCCUGCCUCCUGCCCCGCCGCGCACGCUGCGCUCAGGGCGCCCAGGCCCGUCCCCACUGCUCCCGCCCGCGGAGAAGGGUGACUCCCUCCCGGCCUCGCCCCGCGGUCGGAGGCACGCUGCCGCUGCGCACACCUGGCCCCCGUGCCGCCUGCUCCCUGCGAGUCCUCCCCUCCCCGCCCUCGCCCGCCUGCCCGCCAUGGACGGGCCCGCUGAACCCCGGAUCCCAGGCUCGUGGGACAACUACAACGAAGGCUUCUCGAAGAUCAGCGAGAACUUGCCCGGAGAAUACUUCCGGUACAAAGGCAUCCCUUUCCCCGUGGGCAUCUACUCAGCCGAGAGCAUCAGCACGGUGGAGAACGCGCUGGAAGUGCGGGACGACGACAUCUUCAUCGUCACCUACCCCAAGUCAGGCACCCACUGGAUGAUUGAGAUUCUCAGCUUAAUCCUGAAGAACGGGGACCCCUCGUGGAUCCGCUCGGUGCCCAUAUGGGAGCGCGCACCCUGGUGUGAGACCAUCAUGGGCGCCUUCAGCCUCCAGGACCUGCCCAGUCCUCGCCUCAUGAGCUCACACCUCCCCAUCCAGCUUUUCCCCAAGGCUUUCUUCAACUCCAAGGGCAAGGUGAUCUACGUGGGCCGGAACCCCCGCGACGUGGUGGUCUCUCUCUAUCACUACUCCAAGAUAGCUGGGCAGUUGAAGGACCCUGGCAAACCAGAACAGUUUCUGCAGGACUUCCUCAAUGGUGAAGUGCAAUUCGGCUCCUGGUUCGAUCACAUUAAGGGAUGGAUUCGGAUGCGGGACAAAGAGAACUUCCUGUUUCUCACCUAUGAGGAGCUCCAUCAGGACCUCAGCGGCUCGGUGCAGCGCAUCUGCAAGUUCCUGGGUCGGCCUCUGGACUCCGAGGCGCUGGACUCGGUCGUGGCACACUCGACCUUCGGCGCCAUGAAGGCCAACAACAUGUCCAACUAUACGCUGCUGCCGCCCAGCCUGCUGGACCACCGCCACGGAUCCUUCCUCCGGAGAGGGGUCUGCGGAGACUGGAAGAACUACUUCACUGUGGCGCAGAGCGAGACCUUCGACCGCGUCUACCGCGAGCAGAUGCGGGGCCAGCCGACCUUCCCCUGGGACGAGGCCUCGAAGGACGCCAGCCCAGAAGGCGAACCCAGCCCUGACCAAGACCCUGAGACCCCUGAUCCUCGACCCUAA
Messenger RNA from Elephantulus edwardii (Cape elephant shrew), 1314 nucleotides. RefSeq names its product sulfotransferase family, cytosolic, 2B, member 1 (gene SULT2B1). Bases 1 to 1314 code for a protein of 437 amino acids. Gene Ontology annotation, biological process: sulfation. Gene Ontology annotation, molecular function: sulfotransferase activity. The record is from RefSeq and is a predicted model, not a curated record. The transcript is spliced from 8 exons. NCBI's taxonomy places the organism in Eukaryota, Metazoa, Chordata, Mammalia, Macroscelidea, Macroscelididae. Gene Ontology annotation, cellular component: cytoplasm.